Mixia osmundae IAM 14324 is the source of this 4209-nucleotide messenger RNA. RefSeq lists its product as uncharacterized. Gene Ontology annotation, cellular component: actin cortical patch; microvillus; cell tip. The transcript is spliced from 7 exons. Bases 1 to 3717 code for a protein of 1238 amino acids. Gene Ontology annotation, molecular function: ATP binding; microfilament motor activity; actin filament binding. The record is from RefSeq and is a predicted model, not a curated record. Gene Ontology annotation, biological process: actin filament organization; endocytosis; vesicle transport along actin filament. Lineage: Eukaryota; Fungi; Basidiomycota; Mixiomycetes; Mixiales; Mixiaceae.
AUGGCACCGACUCGCAAGGCCAAGAAGGGCUUGCUCGGCUCAGCCAGUACGAGUGACAAUGCAGCAGCGAGCUCAAGCGGGAAGAAAGCGCAGGUGCGCAAGGCCGACUGGAAGGAAGGCUUCAAGAAAAAGACCGCCGGCGUAUCUGACAUGACCUUACUUUCGACCAUCUCCAACGAGACGAUCAAUGACAAUCUCCGGAAACGCUAUGAGAAUGCUGAGAUCUACACUUACAUUGGUCACGUCUUGAUCUCCGUCAAUCCGUUCCGCAUGCUGCCCAUCUACAACAACGCGACGCUUCAUUCCUACCGGGGCAAGAACAGAUUGGAGAUGCCCCCACAUGUCUACGCCGUCUCCGAGUCUGCCUACUACAACAUGACAUCCUAUAACCAGAACCAGUGUGUCAUCAUCUCCGGAGAGUCUGGUGCAGGCAAGACCGAAGCGGCAAAGCGCUUCAUAGAGUAUACUGUCGAGGUCUCAAAGCAAAACGCGGCUGGCUCGAGCAAGGCGAGUCGCAUCAACGAAAUGGUGCUUGCCACACAACCUCUGCUCGAAUCAUUCGGAUGCGCAAAGACACUCCGCAACAACAAUUCGAGUCGACACGGCAAAUAUCUUGAAAUCGAAUUUGACGCCGCGGGCGUGCCUAUCGGUGGCAUCAUCACGAAUUAUCUGCUCGAAAAGUCAAGAGUGGUCGGACAAAUCGACGACGAGCGGAAUUUCCACAUCUUCUACCAGCUCACGAAAGCAGCAACGCCUGCUCAGCGAGAGGCAUACGGCCUUCAGGGUCCAGAAGCCUAUGCUUACACUUCCCGAUCUCGUUGCUUUGACGUGCCCGGCAUUGACGAUGUUCAAGAUUUCAGAGGUACACUGGAAGCCAUGAAUACCGUCGGACUUACUGCGGCAGAGCAAGACGAAAUCUUCCGAGCGCUUGCGACUGUUCUAUGGCUCGGCAAUGUCUCAUUCGUCGAGGAUCAGGAGGGAAAUGCAGCGAUCAAGGAUCAAAGUGUGCCCGACUUUGUGGCGUACUUGCUGCAAGUCGAUCCGGCUGCGGUCUCUAAAGCGCUCACCAGUCGUGUCAUAGAAGCCCAACGAGCUGGUCGCAGAGGAUCAGUCUACGAUGUCCCACUCAAUCCGGCGCAAGCCUCAGCUGUUCGAGAUGCUCUUGCAAAAUCUAUCUACGAGCGAUUGUUCGAAUGGCUUGUGACGAGGGUCAAUCAGUCAAUGAAGUCUCCUCCAGGCGCUACCCAAAGAAUUAUUGGCGUGCUCGAUAUCUACGGCUUCGAGAUCUUCAAAGACAAUUCAUAUGAACAGCUUUGUAUCAAUUACGUUAACGAACGACUUCAGCAGAUCUUCAUCGAACUGACGCUCAAGCGAGAGCAAGAGGAAUACGAUCGUGAGCAGAUCAAGUGGACGCCAAUUUCCUAUUUCAACAACAAGAUUGUUUGCGAUCUUAUUGAUGGCAAGCGACCGCCUGGCGUCUUUGCUGCUCUCAACGACGCAUGUGCGACUGCGCACGCCGACCCAACGGCUGCAGACUCUUCUUUCGUUCAGCGCAUGGGCAUGCUCUCCGCUCAUAAACACUUUGAAGGUCGCGGCGAUAAGUUCCUCAUCAAGCACUAUGCUGGCGACGUCACGUACAAUAUCGCCGGCAUGACGGACAAGAACAAGGACGUCCUCUCCAAGGACUUGCUAGAUCUUGUCAACUCGAGCGGCAAUCCUUUCUUCCAUACUCUCUUUCCCGAUCAUAUCGAUCCCAAUUCGAAGAAGCGGCCGCCUACAGCCAGCGACAAGAUCACCUCAUCCGCCAAUGCGCUCGUCGAGAAGCUCAUGCGAUCGGAACCGAGCUAUAUCCGUACGAUCAAGCCAAACGAGAACAAGAGUCCCUCAGAAUUCAAUACUGCCAAUAUUCUGCAUCAAAUCAAAUAUCUCGGUCUGCAAGAGAACAUUCGCGUCCGUCGCGCUGGUUUUGCGUACCGCAACACGUUUGAAAAGAUGGUCGAGCGGUUUUAUCUCCUCUCACCCGCAACUUCGUAUGCCGGCGACUAUAUCUGGAACGGCGACUCGCGUUCCGGCUGUGAACGUAUACUCAAGGACACAGGUAUUGCUCGUGAGGAAUGGCAGAUGGGGACUACCAAGGCCUUCAUCAAGAACCCAGAAACACUCUUCUUUCUCGAACACAUGCGGGAUAGGUAUUGGCAUAACAUGGCGGCGAGGAUCCAGCGUGCGUUCAGGAACUACAUGCGUUACAAGCACGAAUGCGCCAAUCGAAUACAAAGGUUCUGGAAGAACAAGAAAGAAGGGCUCGCAUAUGUUCAGCUGCGUGACUAUGGCCACACGGUGCUCGCAUCGCGUAAAGAACGCAGACGGUUCAGCUUGAUCAGUAUGCGGCAGUUCCGAGGCGACUAUCUCGAUGUCAAUGGUCGUAGUGCCCAGGGCACCAUGCUGAGGCAAGCCUGCGGUCUAGGCAACGAAACUGUCGCAUUCAGCACAACUAUACAUCUGCUGGUGUCUAAGCUCGGCCGCUCGAGCAAGCCCAGCCCACGAUACUUCGUAUUGACUGAUAAAGCAGCCUACAUCUGCAUCACGCAGCUUGUGCAGGGGCGUGCGACGACAUCAGUUGAGCGCAAGAUACCCCUCGUGACGAUAUCUGCAGUUGCUUCCUCUACACUGCGCGAUGACUGGGUAGCACUACGCUUACAGUCAUCUGUCGAGGGCGAUCUUCUGUUCUCCUGUCUUCUCAAGACCGAACUGAUCGUGCACCUAUUACAACGCACCAACGGCAACAUCAGCGUCACCGUAGCACCCUCUAUCGAAUACAGCAAGAAGAAAGACAAGAAGGCGAUCAUACAGUUCAAGAAGGACGAGACCAUCAGACGUGACGAUGUCUACAAGAGCUCAAUCGUGUCUGUGUCGACAGGCGAGCCUGCGGCCUCCGUCUCGCGACCGCCUGCUCAACGUAAACCGGGCGUUGCCAGACCCAUCACAUCUGGCAAACUGCUCCGCGCUGGUGGUCCAGACAAACCUCGGCCGAAGCAGGCACCGAAGCCACAAGUGCGCGAGCUGCCUGGUGCGACAAAGCCCUUACCGCCGCCUGCUCUUGCCGGCAUAAUGUCCGGCGCGAUCCCUCUAGCGCCUCCAGCGCCAGUAGCUGCCAGUAGAACGCCCGUUGCUCCCACGCCUCCUGCUGAUCCUAUGCUGAAGACCGCACCAGCCAGCAAUCCGUUACGCGCAGCUGCGCCGGCGAUCAAGCCGGUGACACCGAAAGCACCUGCUGCACCCAUGGCGUCGCUCAAUGGGGCGCUACCGAAGCCACCCCCGCCACCGCCUGCAGCGCGCGCUCCACCACCGCCGCCUGCACCGCCCGCAAAGCCGAUGCUGAAGGCGCUUUACGAUUUUGCCACGACCGAGACAGGCGAGCUCAACUUGACCAAGAACGAGCAAUACGAACUCGUACAGAAAGACGACAACGGCUGGUGGCUCGUCAAAAAGAAUGGAGCCGAGGGCUGGGCGCCUUCAAAUUACUUGGCAGAGGUCAAGAAGCCUACGCCGGCGCCGAAACCUGCUGCCCGACCUAAUGGCACCACUACGCCAAAACCCGCAGUAGGCGCAAAGCCUGGCACUGCGACACCUCCCGUCAAAGCCAACGGAGCUGGACCUGGUCAGUUGGAUCUUGCUGCCGCACUAGCCAAGCGACAAGCGCAGAUGAACGGCAAUUGAUUGGAAUGAAUUGCAUUAGCUUGACGCGCUCCUGGGAUCUUGCGCGUAGUCUCCGCCGCGGCGUGAUGCUAGUGUCCAUUCUUAUCAGCAUAUCUCGUAUCUCCGCAGCCACUGCUUCGAUCAACGAUCCGGCUCUGACUAUUCGACCACGCAGCGAUGAGCUACUGUUCACGUGGGAUCUUUGGUGUCGGUUCGAUGCAGGAGCGUUUUGGCCGAACUGAUCGCCCUCAAAGCUGCCGUUCAGGUCGAUUGCGAGACCGAAAGUCAUCCGCUGAUGGGCUACUUGGACUUUGAUGAUGCCAAACCGAGCAAUAUCAGUCUCUUUCGCACAGCCACUGGCCGCUAUGUCUGCAGACCCGGCAAACAGGCAGAACUGGCAUACUUGAUGCAGGGAAUGUGCUAAUGCAGCAUCUCAGGUGUCCGAGCCGUUCUUCCAAUUUGACCUUGAGCCAGCUGUGGUCAUGCCAGACGAGCUUCAGCUUCCUGUGCACC